Penicillium roqueforti is the source of this 2631-nucleotide messenger RNA. RefSeq lists its product as uncharacterized. Lineage: Eukaryota; Fungi; Ascomycota; Eurotiomycetes; Eurotiales; Aspergillaceae. The transcript has 7 exons. The record is from RefSeq and is a predicted model, not a curated record. Bases 1 to 2631 code for a protein of 876 amino acids. Gene Ontology annotation, molecular function: protein binding.
AUGGCUACGAUGAGCUUUGCACCUACUGGCCACCUUCAGGUACUGCGGGAUCCACCUGAUGAAUCUCAGGAUGGCAUCGAUAUUGUUCUCGUUCCUGGCAUCGGAACUAUCUUACCGGCAGAAUGGCCGUUUGCCAAAGAAGAAUGGCUUGCCACCCUACCAAGUUCCAGUGCUGGGACACGCGUCCUCGCCUACGAAUAUGCUUCGCCAUUUGCGACCGCCAAGCCUUCAUGGGAGUCGAUCUUGAUGCUAGGUCACGACCUUCUCCAGCAUGUAAGCGACGGGCGAUACUCAGACGCGACUGCCAACAAGCCAAUCUUGAUAGUCUGCCACAGCUUAGGUGGUAUUAUAGUCAAACAGGCAUUAUGUGUCGCCAACAAGCAGUUUAACCGGUACGAAUCAAUUAUCAACGCUAUAGCUGGCGUUAUCUUCCUAAGCACUCCGCAUCGCUAUGGCGACAAGACCACCAGUUUGAUACGGUUUCGAGAUAUAUUUGAAGCGACGACCAGCAGAAACUUGAAUAUUCCAAGUACCAAUAUCGAGCAAGAAGGUGCCAUUUUGCUUGACCUUGCAGAUAGAUUCGAAAAAGUCUCAUUCAGUACCCCCAUACUAUCCGCGUACGAACUGAGAGAAUCGAAAACCAGUUCGACUACACUGCAGCAUAAAUACCAACAAUUGGUCAACCGUGAAGCUUGUUCAACUCGCGCCCGAAUGGAAACAGUCAUUGGCCUUAAUCUUAAUCAUCACGAUACAUGUCUUUUCACCCAGAGCGUUGGUGGCGAAAGUCUACCGGAGUUUAACAAUUUUGUCUACAACACUUUGCGUGCCGCCGCGCGUCUUUUUGCUAUUCAACUCAAGGACCAGGAAUCUCAAGAUGCAACGACGAGCGCUUACUCCCCCACAAUGAGCGAAUUACCACUAAAAUUUAAGCUGAAUAUCUACAUAUUACCAGGUUAUCAUAGAUGUCGGUUAGUUGAGCAAUUGGGACUCACGGAGUCGCCAUCCAACAAAGCAACGGACGGAACAUCUCUUUCGGGGUUUGAGUUGGUAACUCCUAUAGCACCAAAAUCUGAUAUUGUGAAACCCCUCCACAUACCAUGCUUCCUUCUCAAUACGCAUUCAGCAAAUCAGGAUUUCUGCGGCCGUGAAGAUAUCUUGGAACGUCUCGCAACCGAGCUCUUACCUCCAAAGAACAGAGUGACAGCAUCGGGCACCGCUAUAAGGCAGUUUGCACUUUGUGGAUUUGGAGGAAUUGGAAAGACGGAAAUAGCUCGCGAGUUUGCCCGGCGUCACAAACAUCCCUUUGAUGCGGUAUUCUGGGUCUUGGCGGAUGAAGUUGCAAAACUUGAUCACCAUUACCAGCAAAUAUCGUUAGCACUAGGACUCGAAGAAUCAUCCGAGUGCAAAAGCCAGGUUGUCAGUAGAGAGAUUGUGAAAGGGUGGCUCUCUAAUCCUCGAAAGCAUAUAUCAGGGUCGGAUGAUUUUAUUCAACCUGGCGAAGCUAGCUCGGAAGCAACUUGGUUGCUUAUAUUCGACAACGCAGAUGAGCCAAUAAUUCUGGCAGACUACUGGCUCCAAGGCAGUGGAUCGAUUCUUAUCACUAGUCCACUUUCACAGCAAGACAGCCUAUCCCUUUUCAACCACCUCACUACUGUCUCUAACGACCUAGAAGUUGACACAGCGCAAAAAAUUUCCGAUGCACUUGGUGGAAUGGCCAUUUCUCAGAUGGCUGGUAUUAUCCGUCGACAAGACCUCACUCUUUCAGAGUUUUUUGAGCUGUAUAUGGACCAUGAAGAACAUGCCAGUCCUUAUGAAACAAAGUUCGAUACGAACUUGGUCACAUAUCGUCACUCUCUCUCCACCGUAUGGGCAUUUGGGAAGCUCAAGCCUCAAACUCAACAGCUUUUGGAACUGAUAUCAUUUCUUGAUCCGGAUUCCAUCGGAGAAGACUUAUUGGAAGCAUCCGUGGAGCUGAUUUCCGAGGGCACAUCGUUUAAGAAAAGUAACUAUAUUGAGGCUCGAACUGAUCUCUUGCAAUCAUCUCUGGUCCAAAGAGAUAAGCAAAAGCAGCAAAUAUCAGUUCAUCGCAUUGUGCAAGAUGUGAUACUAGCAACAAUGGAUGUUGAGAAGAAACGGUCCAUGUUUGACCAAGUGAGUCUAACAUUCUCCCGGUAUCAAAAAGAGCGUGGACGGACAAAGCAAUUUGAUGGCUUCUUCGAAACUGCUCGCAGCAUCCGCGAGUCCUCAACACACCCAGAUCGGGAUUCCCUGCUUGCAGAUAUCCAUUUCUGCCUAGGAGCUAUAGCCAUGGAUGCGAGCAAUUUCGGCACAAGCCGCAUCCACAAGGAGCGUUCUUUUGAUCUAGUUUCCAAAAUUUGCAACGAACUUGGAACUGCAGACGACAGAUUAUACCUCGCCUACGCAGAACGAGGGAUCUCACGGAUCCAGGACGGACGGUACGAGGAAGGGGAGGCCGACCUAAAGGAGGCGCUGCGGAUACGCAAGGCUCUCGGUAACUACAUUCCGCGGUCUGGCGAGGCCAACCUGAGCUGGGCUCUCCUUUUGCAGGGCAAGUUGAAGAGUCCAACACACUUCUUCUGGAUAGCCUGGCCGGCAGAGAAAAGGCUUUAG